UCUCAAUCGAUUUGAGCAGACGGAAGAGCGCGUACACAAAAAUACGUUUGUAAUCGUUUGUCAGAAGUACACAUCAUUUAACAGCGAAAGUAUUUCACUUCGUAUUCAUUCUGUCGUUUGUCUAACUUGUCUCAGUUUCUUGAAAUUUAUCGCGAAUUAAAAUUCCUGCCGAGAAAAUGGAAAAGAUAUUUGAACUCCGCCCGAAAAAAGAUUUGCUAGAUCCUACUUUCGAAGGAUACAAAUUGAGUUUGGAUGCUUUACCUGUUUACAAACAUGAAGUACCUGUGGCUGUCGAACAUUUAAAACCAAGUGAUGAGCAGCUUUCUUAUUCACACGUGAAAACAUUCGGUCUUCACAAUCAUUUGAUAGAAGAUCCUUGGUCAGAUGAAAUUGCCUUUUUCAUAUCAAAAGAUUUGCAGAUCUUCAAAAUCAACCUACAUUCUCUGGCUAGUCAGAAUCCUGAGUUUACGUCUGUAUGGCAAAUCCCACAAAGAUCUGAAAGAAGAGAUGGCUGGUUUAAUGCAUCUUUGAGUUUUGCUUCGUCAGAAUUGGCAGUUGUUACAGAUGGGGGAGGUGUAUUACAUAUAAUUGAUACAAACAUCCGUACUUCAACACAUUCUCAUACUUGGGAGGUUAAGUUGUCCAACCAAAUUAUGGGAAGUGGUGAACCCUUUAAGGUUAUACAUUCCAUUCUCAAUGCUGAAGAGGGCAGCCAAUUGGAGACUCUUUCUGUUUUGGUUCUCAAAGUUGAAUCAAUCGAUCAAGUUGAGAGCCAAAUUGCUUUGUCAACAUUUGGAUGCAGUGAGAAAGAGACUCCUUUCAUAAAUUGCCUUGAAUGGAUCGAGUAUGAACACAAGGAUGGAAAUUGGUCCUUCAAACAACUCAAACGUUUAGCGAUACCUCACGGCUUAGAUUAUGCUUCCAUUUUGAGCCCUGGUAAAUCGAUAUGCCUAAUUGCUCGGGAGCCUUUCGGAAUCAUAUUUGAUUCCACCAGGAAUGUCGCUGCUCCCUUACCAAGCCCACAAAUGGAUGAAGAUGAAGCUGAAAAUAAAGUUGCAUAUACUUGGGCAGAAACUCCAGAAGAGGUGACUCUAUGGGUCAAUUUUGACAAACAGACGUCAAAGCACGACUUGGUCGUUAAGAUUGAAAGCCAAACUUUAAAAAUUGUACACAAAAACCAAACUUAUUUGGAUGGCGAAUUAGCGCAUGCCAUUUCGGUUGAUACGAGUACGUGGACAUUGUCGGAUGGAAAACUAGAGAUCAUCUUAUCAAAGAACAACCAAUCCCUUAAUUGGAGUCAUUUGGUCCUAAAUGACCUUCGUGGUCGAAAAGUUCUUGACGCUGAAACAGCUGCCGAGUAUGAAACUGUAUUGAAUACCACGAAAGGCACGCAAUCAGGAAAUGGUGGACGACCUCCAAUCUUCAGCAGUGAACAACUAGAGGAAUGCGAUGAUGAUAUGAUGGACGAAACCUACAUCUUUCGUUUCGAUGGAGAGACUAAUCAAUUUACACACAAAGCCAUACUGAGUGGUCAGCUACUAUUCUUUACUGAGAGUGCUCCAGGAUUAGCCCCGGCGUUCUGUUUACGCCAUGACGUUGAUGGGCUUAUUUGGCAGCCGAUGGGAGAUGAAUUAGAACAGCCAUGGGGAUGCCUUCACACUGCUGCGCUCCAAGCACUUGGUUACAUCCAGGCUUCAAAAGAACAACGAAAGUUCACUGUAGCACCUCCCGAUAUGACUUACGCAGCUUUGUGUGAUGCAUUCACUCACGUUUACAUUUACCGUCAACCCAAUUGCUCGUUGACUGGCGUGGAGAUGGUACAUCGUCCAACAGGCAGGAAAGUGGGUAAUAUUGCUCGUCAACAAGUUCUCAAUAUCGAUAGUUCAGAAGAAUGCCUUGGAGCCAUGGCCACCAAUACUUUCUUACUCAUUCUCACUUCUUCGUCACUUUUUGCCAUUCGUGUGAACAGCGAUUAAAAUAUCACAGAGUUUCCUUAAAGAACGGCUGAAUACAAUUACUGAUUCAGACUGUA
This is a messenger RNA of Daphnia pulicaria, 2032 nucleotides long. Its product is annotated as nudC domain-containing protein 1-like. The transcript is spliced from 8 exons. Bases 177 to 1976 code for a protein of 599 amino acids. The record is from RefSeq and is a predicted model, not a curated record. Lineage: Eukaryota; Metazoa; Arthropoda; Branchiopoda; Diplostraca; Daphniidae.